Pieris rapae (cabbage white) is the source of this 1390-nucleotide messenger RNA. RefSeq lists its product as uncharacterized. The coding region runs from base 149 to 1147 and encodes 332 amino acids. The transcript has 4 exons. Lineage: Eukaryota; Metazoa; Arthropoda; Insecta; Lepidoptera; Pieridae. The record is from RefSeq and is a predicted model, not a curated record.
CAAUGUUUUCAUAAUUAUUUUAAUGGACCUCUAUAAUUAACGAUACAUUACGAUAUUUUAUUCAAAAGUAUAACAAAUGAACACGUUUUCUGAAUUAGUAGUUUGCGUCAAAUUUGUGAAGUGAAAUGUAAAUACGCCUCCAAGAAAUAUGGCCAAACCUGAAUAUUUAUCGAAAGAUAUUUUAGAUGAGGAGUAUAUGAAAUCCUUUGAGCCUUUCCAUCAUCUCCAAAUGGCAUUAGGGUCGUGUCGUAUAAAUAUUCAAAACAGAUUUGUUAGCUCACCGACUGCCGCGCAAAAGAUUUUCUCUAUAUGUUGUGUUCUCAUCACAUUAUUACUAUACAUAUAUUCCAUGAAUACAUACUUUAAUCGAUACUACGAUUUCGAGGGUAUCUACGUCACAAGUAUCAUUAGUGUUGUCAUGUAUUAUUUAACUUUUUUCUUUAACAUAAUUCAUUUAAGAUUUAUGAAUUGCAAAAGCAACACAAGAUUUUACAUUCAACUACAAGAAAUCGACCGUCUCAUGAACGUCAACAAAAAUGAGAAGUUAAACAGAGUUUUGUAUCUGAAUAACUUGGCAUCGGCGGGAGUUUCAGUACUUAUAUUACUGAUGGCAUUUUGUUUAACAAUGUAUGAGAAUAUACAGUUUUUUCUGGGAUUUAUUGGACUUCUAUACAGUGUUUUAGUAUGCACUGUAGAAUGGCUGUACUGUGCAGACUUAAUGGUGUAUUUCUUUUUAAGAAUACGGUUUAUUAAUGCAAUUAUUGUAAAUCAUCUUCAGGGUACAGUCGGUCCUUUUGAAUACAGGGCUAUUAAUUUACCUACAUUUUACUUUAUACGUUGUUUAGCCUCUGAAACACAUGAUUUUCAGACGAAUUGUGUUGACUUGUACCUUAAAGCUCUAUUUGAAGGAUUUACAUCAUUUCAAAACCAUUACAGAUUUCAAAUGCUUUUAUUUUGUAACCAAUUCGUACUACUCUCUUUGCUGACAUUUGGAAUAGGAUUGGGAGCAUUUCAAUAUAAUGUAAGUGAAUUAUAUUUACAAAGCACUAUAAAGUCGCCAGGCAAUAAAAUUACCAAGAAGGAGAAAAAUAUUAAUUGCACUUCGCUGGUCGGAAUUAAUAAACUUGCCAACAAUUUUAAUUUGUAAUACACUACUGGCUAUAUUCCUUUGCAUUCGUUGCGAAGUUCUUUAUCGUGAAACGAAAAAGACGAAACGCUUAUGUAUUACAAUGAUGUCUCGAUAUUGUGAUGGGCCUUUAAGAGAAAAAGCUAAAAGGAUCUUAAAAAUCAUUGAACAACAACCGGUCAAAUUCAACGUGUACAACAUGUGGUCCAUGAAUGCAUUGACAGUAAUUAGAAUACUUAAUAUCGUUACUACAAUGAUGGUGGU